AUGUCUCGACAGAUUCAGCAACCUUCUAAUCAGAUCAAGCUCACCAACGUCUCCCUUGUGCGACUCAAGAAGGGAAAGAAGCGCUUCGAGCUCGCCUGCUACAAGAACAAGGUCCUUGAAUGGCGAUCCGGCAUCGAAACUGAUCUCGACAAUGUUCUCCAGAUCCCAAACGUCUUUCUCAAUGUCUCAAAGGGCCAGACAGCGCCUCGCGAGGACCUUGACAAGGCCUUCGGCAAGGGCAAGUCCACGGACGAUAUCAUCCUCGAGAUUCUGAAGAAGGGCGAGAUGCAAGUCGGAGAAAAAGAGCGUGCUGCGCAGACAGAGCGUGUGCAUAACGAGGUCGUCAGCAUAGUCGCCAGUAAACUGGUCGACCCAAGGACUAAACGCGUUUAUACGUCUGGCAUGAUCGAGAAGGCUCUCGACAUGCUCAGCUCCCAGGCUCAUAACGCUACACCCGACAAGAGUGCCGCAGGAAGCGCUACAGGAACACCUGCAACUGGAGAGGCUGGAGAGGCUAAGCCCCGACCCCAGCACAACUGGACUGGUGUCAGUACGACCAAGAGCGCAAAGAGUCAGGCCCUUGAAGCCAUGAAGGCCCUCAUCGCCCAUCAGCCUAUCCCUGUUGCAAGGGCGCGCAUGAGGCUCCGUAUCGCUUGUACCACCAAUGUUCUCAAGCAAGCCAUUAAAGCACCCAAGGGCGCGAACAAGGAAGAGGAAGGCGAGCAAAAGGCCGUUGGCACCGUCAAGGACAAGAUCCUUAGCUACGUUGAACAGGUAGAGAGUCAGGAUGUUGUUGGAUCGGAGUGGGAAGUGGUAGGCUUCGUUGAGCCUGGUGCUUUUAAGCCCUUGUCUGAUUUCAUCGGUAACGAGACCAAGGGACAGGGACGAGUGGAAGUUUUGGACAUGGCUGUGACACACGAGGAUUAA
Messenger RNA from Fusarium pseudograminearum CS3096, 927 nucleotides. RefSeq lists its product as uncharacterized. The transcript has a single exon. Gene Ontology annotation, biological process: ribosome biogenesis; cytosolic ribosome assembly. The record is from RefSeq and is a predicted model, not a curated record. The coding region runs from base 1 to 927 and encodes 308 amino acids. NCBI's taxonomy places the organism in Eukaryota, Fungi, Ascomycota, Sordariomycetes, Hypocreales, Nectriaceae.